GUAGAUAGAUGUUUCAAUUUAAAAGUGAAAAGUUGAGAGAUUUUUACAAUGUCGAAUUUAGAAGAACUUAAGCUUAAAAAUCAAAAUACUAAAAUACGUCACAAAUGCGAUUAUUGCGGUAAGAUUUUCCUAACUAAAAGUAAUUUGGACAAUCACAUGGAUGCAGUUCAUUUGAAACUAAGGAAAUUUGUUUGCGAUAAUUGUGAACAGUCUUUUGUUACACAACAACGUUUGAAUAGACACGUUAUGAAUGUCCAUCAAAGAAUCAAAAAUUACUCGUGCGACACGCGUGAAAAAGUUUUCGGUUAUGAGAAAAGCUUGGCAGAGCAUAUUGCAACAGUUCAUGAAAAAAUCAAAGAUCACCAAUGCGGAGAGUGUGGCAAAUCUUUUGCACAUGCAGAUCAUCUGGCGAGGCACGUAGAUACAGUUCAUUUGAAAAUCAAAGAUCAUGAAUGUAAAGAGUGUGGAAAGUUUUUUAGUAAUAAAAGUUAUCUGAUGAAGCACAUUGAUAUAGUUCAUUUGGAACUUAAAGAACACAUGUGUGAGGAAUGUGGAAAGUCUUUUGGUCAAAAGCAGACUUUAAAGAAGCACAUUGAUACAGUUCAUUUGAAAAUAAAAGAUCAAAAAUGCGGAGAGUGUGGCAAAUCUUUUGCACAUGCAGAUUAUCUGGCGAGGCACGUAGAUGCAGUUCAUUUGAAAAUCAAAGAUCAUGGAUGUAAAGAGUGUGGAAAGUUUUUUAGUACAAAAGUUAUCUGAUGAAGCA
Molecule: messenger RNA, 763 nt
Organism: Trichogramma pretiosum
Lineage: Eukaryota; Metazoa; Arthropoda; Insecta; Hymenoptera; Trichogrammatidae
Product: zinc finger protein 665-like
Exons: 1
Coding region: 49-756 (235 amino acids)
Source: RefSeq, a predicted model, not a curated record